GGCAGCCAUGCAGUUCCACAAGGAGGAGUUUCGGAAGCUGGCGGGUCGCGCCCUCGGGCGGCUGCACCGGCUUCUGGAGAAGCGGCAGGAAGGCGCGGAGACGCUGGAGCUGAGUGCCGACGGCCGCCCGGUCGUGACGCAGACGCGGGACCCGCCGGUGGUGGACUGCACCUGCUUCGGCCUCCCCCGCCGCUACAUUAUCGCCAUCAUGAGCGGCCUGGGCUUCUGCAUCAGCUUUGGCAUCCGCUGCAACCUGGGCGUGGCCAUCGUCUCCAUGGUCAACAACAGUACGACCCAUCGCAACGGCCACCUGGUGGUGCAGAAAGCUCAGUUCAACUGGGAUCCAGAGACUGUUGGCCUCAUACACGGCUCCUUUUUCUGGGGCUACAUUGUUACCCAGAUUCCCGGGGGAUUUAUCUGCCAAAAAUUCGCAGCCAACAGGGUUUUCGGCUUUGCUAUUGUUGCUACAUCCACUCUAAACAUGCUGAUCCCCUCGGCUGCCCGCGUCCACUAUGGCUGUGUCAUCUUCGUGCGGAUCCUGCAGGGGUUGGUGGAGGGGGUCACUUACCCCGCGUGCCACGGGAUCUGGAGCAAGUGGGCCCCUCCCUUAGAGCGGAGUCGCCUGGCGACCACAGCCUUUUGCGGUUCCUAUGCCGGGGCGGUGGUGGCCAUGCCUCUCGCCGGGGUCCUGGUGCAGUAUUCAGGCUGGAGCUCCGUGUUCUACGUCUACGGCAGCUUCGGGAUCUUCUGGUACCUGUUCUGGCUGCUCGUCUCUUACGAGUCCCCGGCGCUGCACCCCAGCAUUUCAGACGAGGAGCGCAAGUACAUCGAAGAAGCCAUCGGCGAGAGCGCCAAACUCAUGAACCCCCUCACGAAGUUUAAAGCACCCUGGCGGCGCUUCUUCACGUCCAUGCCCGUCUACGCCAUCAUCGUGGCCAACUUCUGCCGCAGUUGGACGUUCUACCUGCUCCUCAUCUCCCAGCCCGCCUAUUUCGAAGAAGUGUUCGGCUUCGAGAUCAGCAAGGUGGGCCUGGUGUCGGCGUUGCCCCACCUGGUCAUGACCAUCAUCGUGCCCAUCGGUGGCCAGAUCGCCGACUUCCUGAGGACCCGCCGUAUCAUGUCCACCACCAACGUGCGCAAACUGAUGAACUGUGGGGGCUUCGGCAUGGAAGCCACGCUGCUGCUGGUGGUCGGCUACUCGCACUCCAAGGGCGUGGCCAUCUCCUUCCUGGUCCUCGCCGUGGGCUUCAGCGGCUUCGCCAUCUCUGGGUUCAAUGUGAACCACCUGGACAUCGCCCCGCGCUAUGCCAGCAUCCUCAUGGGCAUCUCCAACGGCGUGGGCACCCUGUCGGGCAUGGUGUGCCCCAUCAUCGUGGGCGCCAUGACCAAGCACAAGACUCGGGAGGAGUGGCAGUACGUGUUCCUAAUCGCCUCGCUGGUGCACUAUGGAGGGGUCAUCUUCUAUGGGGUCUUCGCUUCAGGAGAGAAGCAGCCGUGGGCGGAGCCUGAGGAGAUGAGCGAGGAGAAGUGUGGCUUUGUUGGCCACGACCAGCUGGCCGGCAGUGAUGAAAGCGACAUGGAGGAUGAGGCCGAGCCCCCUGGGGCACCCCCUGCUCCCCCUCCCUCCUAUGGGGCCAUACACAGCACAGUUCAGCCCCCAAGACCCCCACCCCCUGUCCGGGACUACUGAUCAUGUGCCUCCCACUGGAUGGCAGUUUCCAGAACCUCCAUUCCACACAUCUCCGGCCUGAGUGACAGUGUCAAGGAACCCAGUCCUCACUGUCCUGCUCAGGCCUAGGAAGCACUCCCCUUGCUCCCAGUGCUGUCGAGUCCUCUUCCUCUCCCAAUUGCCUCUCAGGGUAGUGAAGCUGCGGAUGGCAGUUUCAAGGAUACCCAGAUUCCCCUAAGGGUUCCCUCCUCCACUGGUUUUGCCUCAGUGGUUUCAAACCUCUCCUUUCAGGGCUUUAUUUCAUUGGACAGUUCAGUCUCUCGCUCUCUCGUGUGGUUUUGAGGCAACUUCUCCCCUUCCUUUAACCCCAGGGGCGCCCUGAGUUACUCAGCCCCCGCUCUUCUCUCAGAAAAAUUCAAGGUCUUCCUUUAGAGGUUUCCAAUCUCUCCUAAAUCUAUUCUGCAUUUUUCAGCUUGGUUUAACUUUAGCCAAUCACCCACACCCACUAUUUUAGAGAUCGAUUCUCACCAGCGUUUCUGAGGGAAAAUGGUGGUUUCAAGACCCCCCUCCAACCUCCUCACCCAUCCCUCCACCAGCAGAUUCUGCUGAAACACCAAAUCCCCCAAGACCUUCUCCCUGGCUUAGCCCGAUGUCUAGGAAACCACCCGAAGGGCAGGUUAAUCAGUAUGCCUCACGCCACCCCUAUGCACUUUUUCUGACACAGUCUUCAGGGUCAAAUAGUGGCUGCUCAAGUUCAUCAAUGGUUUGAAGCCACCACCAUUGAACGUCCCCACGGUGGUUUCAACAUGUCCCCCUCCCCCCCAGUUCCUUGCACUUUAUUCUCCUGGGUGGUUUCAGACUACCCUCAUUUUCUCAGUGGCCAUUUGUCGUGUCCCUCAGGGGCUAAAUGACUCAAAAUCUGGGAUGCUACCCUUUCAGACACCUUUCUUUUGGCUUAGAAUUUGGGGAACAUAUAUAAGAGAAGUCACAGAGUCCCAGGAAAGGGAAGGGGGCUGGGGCGAGAGGUGUUUUUCCCGGGGCAGGGAGUGUCUGUGUGUGUCUGUCUCUGUGACUGUAAACC
Molecule: messenger RNA, 2750 nt
Organism: Eptesicus fuscus (big brown bat)
Lineage: Eukaryota; Metazoa; Chordata; Mammalia; Chiroptera; Vespertilionidae
Gene: SLC17A7
Product: solute carrier family 17 member 7
Exons: 12
Coding region: 8-1690 (560 amino acids)
Biological process (GO): transmembrane transport; regulation of synapse structure or activity; monoatomic anion transport
Cellular component (GO): excitatory synapse; synaptic vesicle membrane
Molecular function (GO): L-glutamate transmembrane transporter activity; neurotransmitter transmembrane transporter activity
Source: RefSeq, a predicted model, not a curated record